Cyanistes caeruleus (blue tit) is the source of this 11993-nucleotide messenger RNA. It is a transcript of the gene REEP2, whose product is annotated as receptor accessory protein 2. Gene Ontology annotation, cellular component: endoplasmic reticulum tubular network; cytoplasmic microtubule; endoplasmic reticulum membrane. The record is from RefSeq and is a predicted model, not a curated record. NCBI's taxonomy places the organism in Eukaryota, Metazoa, Chordata, Aves, Passeriformes, Paridae. Gene Ontology annotation, biological process: endoplasmic reticulum tubular network organization. Gene Ontology annotation, molecular function: microtubule binding; taste receptor binding.
AGCCCCCGGCCUGUCCCCUGGACGAUGGCACUCCGGCUCCACAGGGGCUCGGGUCAGCCAGGCCACCCGAGCAGCAGCUCCAGUCUCUGGAAAAGCUGCCAAGGAUGGGUGCUCACUGAAAUGGGAGGUUUUCAACCCGUAAACCUGGGCUGUUUUUUCUCAGGAGAUGCUGUGUGAGGAAGGGAAAGCGGGGGAAACAGUGCAGUCUGGAAGCAUAUGCAAGUCUAAGACAAGUUCUUUCUUGUAACUUUGUCCUUAUUUGUGUCCUUUAUAGCUUUUUCAGUACUACUUUUGUUUUCUUCCAAAAGGAUGCUUGGUUUGUGGCUUCCUAUCAAUUUUGCUUGUGAUCAGUGUUUUAUGUUGGUCAAAACUUCAUUCUCUUUCCCUUCUGGAACUGUUUCCCUCUCUCUGUCUACACCAUGGCUACAAUUGCUAAAACAGACUUUUUUUGUGAUGUUGCGUGUUGCCUUCUAACAAGAAGGGAUGUUCUAAGUGGAUCACUUGAGACACGACCUAUGAUGUGGAAAAGUAUGGCAUUAAUUUUGGAGUUUUGUGUAGUGAUUCAAUGGCAUAGGUUUCCUGAAGUAGAUAGUCUGGAUUGCUGCAGCAAGAAAUAUAAUUUUGUUUUUAGUUUCAGUGCAAAUGCUAGAGUGGUUCGAGAAAAUGUAUUUGAACUGCUAAAACUUACAUAUUAAUUAUUUCUCCUUGAGAGGACUGCAUCAGAAAUAAGCAGUUAGGUGUUGGACUGGCAUCUGUCUAAUUCACUUACAUUUGAAGCGCUUCUCUUCCUUCUCAACACAAGUGAAAAGAUGGGGGGGAAACCGCAGAAGGGGUAAUAUCUCUUCAAACUGUUCUUCAUGUGAAAAGUCAGCAGAAAACUUGAAUGCCGUACUGCCCAUUUUCAAAUCCAGCUUCAUGUACUACUGCCUGCUCAUAGUGCUUAAGAACCAACGCUGGUUAGGGUUUGGUGGUGGAGAAAGGUCUUACAGGUGUUUCUGUGCUAAAGUGGUGUCUUGAAGCUUGAGUUGACGCUUGAGACCAAGCUACCACAAACAGUCCAUCAGUGACACCAGAAUACAGUGCAAAUUUUGUCUUCUCUACCACCGUGAUAAAAAUUCAGGAUAAAUCCUCCGGCAGUUGUGGCAAACUGCUCUAGUAGCUCACAUUGUCCUAAAAGCAGUUUUCUUUUCUUUCCUUUUUACAUGUCGUCUUCAGCGUUGGUCAAGUCUACAUUCCAAUUAUGCUUUUGCAUUUUCUGAAUUCCUUUAAGUUCUUGGUGCAAGCUGGGGAGACUAUAUAUGUUCCAUUACCUGAAGCUGGUGAUCAUCAGGCUGAGCAGCAAAAACCUGACUCCUUUUAGUGGACUGAAAAGAAACAUGCAGCCUUGUUUAACCCUUAGUUUUGGAAGGUGUUUAUAAUCUGUCAUAAAUAAAAAAAAAAAAAAAUAGGGCUUCUUCCCAUCUGCUUUCUUCUCUUUUAGUUUCUGCAUCUGCAGGGUCAUCUGCAGGGACUUCUGGAACUAAAAGAUGGAUCCUUCUAGUUCAUUUAGGAGCUAUACUUUUUUUCCUUUGGCUUUAGAGCAUAGGGUGAAGGGUGACAGAAGGAGACAAAAGCAAGAGACCUGCAUCCAGUAUCAAAGAUGUGAACGUGAAGUUUAUUUAAACAGUAACAAAACAAUGUUUUCUGUUCUCAGUUCAUGCUCCUGAGCCUUCUGUUAGCAGAGUGAAAAAUGAACACUAAGCUUAGACUGCCUACAGUGACCCCUUUUGAGUGACGUCUGCUAAUAUAUGUAAAUGCAAUAGUUUUCACUAAGAAAAAGCAGACACUGUAAAUUCAUUGCUUUGUAUUUAAUCCCAUUUAGGAACAAAAUGUCAGCCGGAGAUCAAUCAGGAUCCUUUUUUUUAAUUCCUUAAUCAACUCCUACCUAAUCUCUUGGAUAGGAAAGUAUCUUCUGCACAGUUUGUCAUUUUACUGUUCACAACCUUUUCCAGAUGUUUCAUGAAGAUGAGCAGCACAGAUCUCAACACUGAUUCCUGUGGGAUUCCACUGGUGAAGUGGAUGAUGUACUGGAUUGUGUUUGCCUUUUUCACCACUGCAGAAACACUCACAGACAUAGUUCUUUCUUGGGCUGAGAGAUGCCCUGUUUAUGGAGUUUUCAUGGCUAUGGAUGAAAGACUAAAUGAUACUCGAAGAAGGUUUCCCUUUUAUUUCGAGCUGAAAAUUGCAUUUGUGAUUUGGCUGCUCUCCCCUUACACCAAGGGCUCCAGUGUCCUCUACAGGAAGUUUGUGCACCCAACGCUCUCCAAUAAGGAGAAGGAAAUUGAUGAAUACAUUACUCAGGCUUGUGACAAGAGCUACGAAACGAUGAUGCGAGUUGGCAAGAGAGGGUUAAACCUUGCUGCCAAUGCAGCAGUUACUGCAGCUGCAAAGGGCCAGGGAGUUUUGUCUGAGAAGCUUCGAAGUUUCAGCAUGCAGGAUCUCACUCUGAUCCGAGAUGAAGAUACUGUGCAUAUGCGAAGCCGUGAUCCACAGCUGCACCCCUCUGGUGCGAGUCUUCUGGAACCUAUUGAAGACUCAGCUUCCUGUUACUCCUCGGGAGAGGAGAGCAGUGUGGCACAUCGGUCUAAUGGAACCCCAUCAGACACUAGAACAGACCCAUCAGAUGAAGAUGCAGGAGACAAACUUCCUAAACGUACCCAGAGUCUCAAAACUCCUAAAAAGGUGAUGAAAGCUGAGCUUCCAGUGAGAAGUGUAAAAGCCCGCCCUAAGAAGAAAGCUGCUGGCUCUCUUGCUUCUGGCGAGUCAUCCUAAGGCGACCUUCCCGCCCAGCACCUGUCUCUGUCCUAGGAUUUGCCUUUUGCUUUCAUGGGGAAACUCUCCAAAGGAAGGGAGCUGAGAUUCUUGUACAUAAUAGAUACUGCUUUACAGAGCUCAUUCCAAGGCAAGGGGGAGGCUGGGAUUCAGAAAGCAGAGUAGAGGAUACAAAUCCUCAGGAAUUUUCUCCUUUUCAUCUCUCUGUUGGAGGGAAUGCUGAUAUGUCUGUACAUAGCCAGUUGCUUCGGAAUUCCCACUGUAUAACUAACUCUAGUUGAGAAUCUUUGCUGGAAAAACCGACUAGGGUUAGAGACAUCCAUUGCACAGAAGCUGGAAAAAUACUAGACACUGGAGUUCCACAGGGUGUGUGGCUCUCUAAAAUGUCUUAUCUUGCUCUGGGUAUUCUCCUGCAGCUGUGUGUGGUUAAGAAGUGUCCACCAUGAGUCAUAUUCCUUUAGAAUGGACUGUACCUAAUAUGUCCAUUACCUUUGAGAAAGUGACUGAAGUGAUGUAUGCUGAGUGCUUUUGAACAUAAAGGACUGGCUCAUGGGAGGUAUAUGCUAGAGUCCUGUUACUCAUACUGGAAGAUGAAGAGAUUGGUUUUUGUUUUAUUUUUUCUGGAAGGUGAAGGGAGAUAAUUGGAAAAACUAAUAAAGAAAAUGUGCUAUUAGAUGCACAUUAUAUGAUGAAGUAGUUAAGAGUUACUCUUGAGAAGGAAAGUUUGGCAUCUCUAAGAUUCUGGCUCUUUUUGAAGCUGCUGGAUUUUAUUUCAGGUUCUAAUGCUUACUCUGACUCCGUGAGAGCAUCAGAAUGAGGUGAGUCACGUGCAGUAGGUCCCAUGCAGUUCCAUGGAAAGCAUACUCGCUUUGCCAUUUGGUGGUUGAACCCAUGUCAUCGUGUUGCUUGCUGCUUCAGACAAAUUCUUUUAUUCUAGCAGAUUGGGAAAAUCUGUCUCAAAAUAGACUGCGGGCAUACUUGAGAAUUUCAGAAGCCCUCAUCUCUCAGCUUUAGGAGAGUCAAUCCUCAGGACAUGAAAACCGAAACAGUUGAUUUAUUAACAGUUGAGUUCCGUUAACUUCAGGAUUUCGUUUAUGGGGGUUAAAAAGCAGGGACUAUGGCACAAUACUGUGAUUAAUCAGUCCUCUUGCUUUAUCCUGCUGCAGCCCUUGCACAGAUUUUCUGUCUGCCAUUGUGCCAUGUUUAUCAGUGUCCUGAGACUCAAGCAAUAGUUAACACUUGGGACAGAAAACUACAAGGAAUGUAGAAUAUGUAUUGUGGGAGUGAAAUUGCAGUGCUGCAGAGAAAAUUUGCAUCAUGCCGAGCCAUACUAAUCUCUUGGACGUUGCUAAGGGGAGAUCCCCUGUACAAAUGCCAGCUGAGUCAAUGAAAAUUUAUGAGAUAUAUGAGUAGAGUUCUUGUUAUUAAGAUCUAUAAUGAAGGUGCACCAUUAUAGACAUGGGUGUCUGAAUGCAUACUAGAUGGUCUUAAUUUUCACUGAAAUUAAUUAUCACAGGAACCUCCAUACAGGUGUUUGUGUCCCAUACUUUUGCUGUCACAUUUCUAAAAUUACAGUGAAUUCUUCACAGAGAGCCCAGUAUUUUGCUGUUGACAAGCUAUAGAAGCACUUCUGCAACUAAUGCUCCACAAGUAUGUCUGUAGCCUUUCAAAAGUUUAUAAAGUUGAAGAUUAGGAAAUAAGAAAUUUUCUUAUUUCCCAUUGUCUUGGUGGCAAAUUUUUUGCUCUCGGAUUGACCAGUUAUUUCAGGAAGCCAAUUAAGUUGGGUUUACUAUUUUUCACAGCUUUUAAAAAAUUAAAAAUCUUUACACUCCAUGUUAGAAACUUACAUAUUGUGAGAAAUAUUUCUCCUAAAUUAUCCACAUGGCCUUAUCCAGAAGCCAGUAGAAAUUCCUUGAUUCUGAGUUUAAAAAAAACAGUUAUUCUUCUCUUUUUUGGUUUAUUAGCAAACUUCAUAUUCAUGUCUUACUAGCACAUGCAAUGCAUGCAAAUGAAGUAGGAAUACUUCCUGUUUCCAAAUGAAAUUCCUCUCUCCAAACAGCAUAAAAAUCUUUCAUGGUUAUGUGAAAGAUCCAGUCAUUAGGAAUCGCUUUCCUAGAUUUUACUGUACUGAGCAAGAGAGAAGCAUUCUUCUCUAUAUACCAAGUAUGUCUAUGAACAUGUUUCUUGAUUAUUUUUUUAAAUUUUUUUUAAUCAAAAUUUUGCAUAGCAAAUUAUUUAUGUAAAUCAUUGUGAGGGAUUUGACUUGGAGGCCAAGUCUCCCCUUGCACUGAUCUUCUCGCCCUUUCCUUGUGCCUGCUGUGAUAGUCUGCAGUUACUAGGUUUCCACAGAGUUGCUUUCCAGAAUCUUCUCUAGAAUCCAUUUAUUUGUAGUGGCUUUUCUGAUUUGAAGCACAGGAAGAAUUUCUGAAGAUUCAGUUCUGGUAUUUGGAUUUAUCUUUGUCUUCCUAAGCUAGGUUCUGUGCUAAGCAGCUUUUACUUAGCAUUGAUGCUUGAUGUCAUUAGCUUGUGGGUAAACAAGGGGAAUUGGCUUUUGUUUGCAAGAGUGAGUCUGCAGUAGAGUCAGGGACUGUCUAGUGUGCAGUAUGAAGCUGAUGAUGUCGAGCAGCAGAACUUACCCAGAGCAAGAGCAAUGUCUUAGCACGGAUACUGUUUUCUUCUUCUAGUACAAAUGUGACUGCUAGAUUGUGCUUUGCUUGAUCAAAGCCACUGCAGAUCUGCCACCACCCACGUGACCUCUUAGUCAGUUUCUAGAUACAGUUCUGCAUUGGAUGGCACUGUCUUGCAUAGAAAUUCUCUUGUUAAUGAGAGCGCUGAAUGUGCUGUUUUGAUAAAAUGCUUUUAUCAGCUGCUGUUUGGUGUUUUCAGCAGGAAAUGCUGGAAUGUAGUUUCUCUUCAGUGUCAUCUGUGGGCUUCAUUGUGCAAUUAAGCAAAUGGUUAAAUCUUCACCUAGCAGUAGAACCUAUUGUGUUUGGUAAAUGUUUAGAGCCUUUUCCUAAUAUGCCUGGCCACGGAGAGGAGUGUAAUAGGAGAAAAUUAUUCUUGAAGGUGGGGGCUGAAGAGGGUGGUAUGGGUGUGUCAAACUUUGUGUGCCUAUAAGUUAUCCUAAAAUACCUGUACCAUGACAUACAAAGUUGAAGCCAUGACUGCCUUUUGAAAAGAAAUGUUUUCCAUGCUUUGUAGUGUUAUGAGUCAGUGUUCUGCUGUUGGAUAAGAAAAUAGUGAAAUAUGGUUUCCUAUCUGAGAAACUUAAUGAUUUGUUGCAUAAAAGGGAAAAAUGUUUUCUUGUUGGCAGUAAUCCUCCGUGGAGAGUAAGAAGUGUGAAAAUAUAGGGGAGACAACUGUCAGGUUUUAAACCUUUAUACAUUACCUAAAUAUCUUUAUUACUUACUUUUUAAAAAUUGAGUUUGUGAUUCUCCAGCUUUACGUUUCUGGGACUGGUUUCUUUUAGACUAGAAUAAUUUCCUUGGUAGGUAGAGCAUAUAUGAAGAGAGGGGUGCUAGUGUUCUUCAAAUUGCAAAGCUUGUUCUGGGGAAGUUUCACCUUCCCUCAUUUUAAUGAAUUGAUUUCCGUUCAUUGUACUUUUGCAGUGCUGGGCUUUCUUUUAUACAUCCCUCUUGGAAGUACAACUCCCUCACAACAGACUUUCUUGGAAAGCAAGAUUUCUAGAGAACCACAACUUUCCAGAAGUGAUUAUUUAUUCUGUGCCAUCUUAAUCAGCAGGAAAUUUAGUGCCUUAGGAGAAAAGUAAGAUUUAUAUGCUGGUUCUCUGAUCUGCACAUAGCAUUGUAUUAAGGAGGCUCACAAGGUAACUGUGAAGUGUCAUUGUAUGCUUGAGAGCAGCUGUUGAACUGAGCUGAUUUCUUUCUGUCUUCCAAAGUUGCAUGUAAUGCUAGAAAGUGUGGAUUGUUCCCUAGGAGAAAAAUCUAGGGAAAAAAGUUGUAUUCAUAUGGGGGCACUGUAUUGUCACAUUACUGCUUGCUGGGGAAAUACUGAAUGACAUCUCUAUGUAACUGGUCUGUACUAUAGCUUUUAUUGCUUUAGGCACUAGAAAUUUGUAAUGUGCUGUCUGGCUGAGGCAGGUUGUGGUGCUGCUUUGUGAGUUAUCUUGCAAAGUCAGAUACAUGAAAAACCAGGAAAGUAUUCCAAAGUUACAUGAGCUUGUAGAACUACAGAGGUGUCAGAGUUGGAAGGGGCCUCUGGAGGUCCUCUGGUUUGACCUUGCAACUCAGUCAGGGCCGCCCACUGCCAGUUCCUGUGUGCUAUUUCUGGUCUAGAAUCUACUGAGUUUAAUGUUUAAGACCUUGAUAAUAUGUGCAGAAAUGCAUAUGCUGCAUGAGAAUGUGCUUUUGUGUUACUGAGGAGAAAUGUUUCCCAGUCACUUUUCAUCUGGUAUUUGGCUCUGUUGCAAGACACUAUAAACAUAACUCAUUCUUAUGUUCCUUACACGUAUUGUUAAAACACCUAGAGGCAUCAAAAAAUAUCUUAAGAGGUAUGCAGAUGAAGUUGUGAAAACAGUUGGUUUUAACAGUAGAUGGAGGCAAUAAUUGCAUAGCAGCUAAGAACCUGUCUUAUGAGAUACAUAAAUAGAUAGAAUUAGAGUAGAAAACGAGCUGUGUAUAGUAGAGAGUUGUCCAGCAAAUACUGCUAACUUUCUGAGCCUCAAGCAGCACUUAAACUCGGCAUUCUACAGAUGAGAGCUUGAUUUCUCUUUUGAGCCUGAUUUCUCUCUUAGAGUCAAUCUCUGUCUGUUUCCUUCCCUCCCUUCCCCCUUUCGUUCCACCCCCUCCCCAACCCCAAUCUUCUAAACUGGGCUUCAGCUACAUACACUGAGAUUCUUCAAACUUUCAUCCCUUCAGAACAAUAAAGUUUGACUUUUACCUCAGCAGGCAACUGAUCUGCAGGGAGGACCAGAUGAAUAUCAAGUAUCUGUCAUCACUUUGUAGAUGUCUUAUGCUGGAGAAGUACUAGCAGGAAGCUCCAGAAGAUAUGUUUGCCCCAGAAAUUCUACCCUCUGCCCCCUGCCAAAGCCUGCAUUUUUGGGUAAACCAAAUGCUGGACUUAGCUGUGCUCAUACACACAGUUAUCUGUAGAAUCCCAAAAUUCAGUGUCAGAAUUUCUAGUGCUCUAUUCCUGAUGAUAACAGGAGUUAAAAUAAUAUGAAAUGAAAAGAAACAGUGGCAAAUUGGUGGGGUUUUUUUCCUGCAACUUUGCAGGUAAAUUUAGGUCAUUGCUAUUCACAUGCCUAAAAUCUUUGCCUAAAGCCCCUUGCAAGCUAUGUGUUACUUUCUUGCUCUCUUUCUGAGCUUCUGUUCUUCUGUGAAUUGGUUAUGUUUUUAAUGUUUACUCUUAUUAAGCAAGGACUGGCUUCCAUUUUACUGACUGUGGAGAUUUGAAAUAUACUGUAUUAGAGCUGUAAUAUAGCCUUUUUUCAUUAUUUAAACCUAUGACCUAGAUUAAUACAUGUAACUUGUACAACAAGGCCUAAGGCCGGAUUCCCAGGUGGAACGUAAGCAUCUAUUGCAAAUAGCAUAGUUUGAUGUAUUUCCCUUUUCUUGCAGUGAAUUCUGACUGAAAUGUGCUUACUGCAGACCCUUUGGACAAGAGCAUUCUGUCAGGGUUUAACCAGAUAAUGUUAGAAGUAACAUUUAUGGGAAUACUGCAAAAAUAAGUGAUCACUAAAGGAGCAAAAGCUCAAGUCUUCUGUAAUAUAUCUGUCUGAGACUAUGUAAAACACUAAAGCAUUUCUGGCGGCAGUAGAAAUACAUUGCUAUACUGACUUAGAAAGGUAGGAAAUUCAGUCAUGGUCUUUGUAGCAGGUUUGAGAGGAAAGUCAAUCUGGAUGGCAAGCAUAUAAAGUUUUACAUAUCAGGGAACUAAGUUUUUAUCACAAGUAGUGCUUAGUAGCUUACCAAAAAGAAAGAAGUUGAAAAAUUUUGGUGACUAUUAAAUGGAGAGGAAUUUUCCUGAUCGUCAAACCUAGUAUUGAAUAUAAACCUUCUGUAUUCAUGCUGCUGCCUUAUUUGGGAAAGCACUGAGUUAAGGGACUCUUUAUUUCUGGCUCCUCUGUUAGAUUAUUUCUGAAAUCUCAAAUUAGAGAUGCUUGGGUUUGACUCAGCAUUUUAAUGUCGAAGUCCCCAUUAGCAUAGUGCUAAUCCACGAGGGUUGUGGAUUACUCUUUGUCCACCAGAGGGUAUAAGCGGAACAUAAAAUCACUGACUAUCUCACAACGGUUAGUUCAAUUAUGACAGUUGAACAGCAAUAUUUCCUAGGUAUGCGUGAAGACCCUACUUGGGGAUAAGGAGCAAAACAAGCUGGGGCUCUAAUGGAGAAAUAUGAAAUAAUACUGCUGUUAACCUCUGACUGAAAAGGCUGUUUAAGCUUUCUGGGCAUUCUAAUUGAGCCACUAUCCAAUGCAGCUCACUGAGACAAUAGUGUUACAGAACAACUGUCCUCACUUUUUUUCUUUUGUUCUACAUUCAAACCAUUUUUUAGCUGUAGGAAGCAGCUCUGAAAAUGGCAAUGUUUUGAUUCCAGCCCCCACCAGGGGGCUUCCCCCCCCCCCUUUUUUAUUAAUUAACCAAUUGCUGUGUGCUGUUCUACUUUAUACUCUGAAUUUUAGUAGUAUUUCCUGGUAAGGAUGAGUAUUUUCUUUUGGUUGGAUUUAUUUUCUGUGAAAAGAGAAGCAAAUUUAAUCUAAAAAUACAGAUCUAUCUGAUGUUACUAUGGUAAUUUGUGACCAUGGCAACAGAGAGUUAGCAUUCUGAAGAAUGGGCAGACAGAUGUGGUUGGUUUUUUUGGGGUUUUUUUUUUUUUGAAGUCAACAACCUAAUUAAUGGUGUACUCAUUUCACAAAAAGAACCUGACUUUUAGUAUUUGUUAGCAGUACAAGAGCAUAUGGGUCCGAGGGAUUUUAACAUUCUUACAUAGAAGAGCUGAUCUGAAUGAGCAGACAGUGCAGUGGAGGAAAAAACUGGCUUAAUGGCCAUGCCCAAGGGGGCAGAUCAGUGCCAGAAAGUCUACUCAGGGGCAUACCUCGGGUUAGGCCCGUUCUCUUCAUUAAUGAUGGGGAAGUGUCAGCAAGUGUCCUGGCAAUACAAAACUGAGAUGACUGGCUGGAAGUAGCAAGAGGAACAUAGGUUAUUUUACCUUCACUCUCAAAACACAUGGAAAUCCUAGUAGGAACAUAACGUAACAGUAUGAGAUUCUUUCCAAUGUUCUGAAAACCUUCUAUUUACAACAGCAAAGAUGGAGACUUGCAGACUGAAGGAGGAUCCAAGACAUACCAGGAGGUUUCUGUAGGAAAGAAAAAUAGAAUUUUGAGUAGUCCUGGGGAUUCUUCAGUGUCAGACUUCAGAGAAAAACAAGGAGAAUAAAAUAUAUUUAAUAUGUCUAUUUUUCCUUCGUAUGAUCAGAGUUAGGUAGACCAACACAGUGCUUUUGGGCGGGUGCUAAAUUUCAAGCACAAGCUGUGGCUUGCCCUGGUGUGUCCCAUCCCAAGAGCAUGUACUGCAUUCUACGAAACAUUUAGUAAUGGUUUAAGGAGUUAUAGGAAAAUAACUUGUUAUUGAGGGAGUUAGAAAUGGGCAUUUGUGGCUAAGUCUUGUACUUAGUGUAUUUAUCUCUGCCAGUGUAGAGCUAACAUAAAGGCUCUCUACUGACAACACUCAAUGUCAGUUUUAUAGGAAGAGUGCAGAUACAAGUUUAGCCAAAGCCAAAACACAGAUUUUUUCCAAGCUUUUCCUUUUUUCUAGGCUCUGUUGGCGAAUCUAGCAACUGAAUAGCAAUUAUAACAUUGCUGCUAUCGCUUGCUUAUUUGGGGCAAUGAAUAUAUUGAAUUAAAUAGAAUUAAGCAGCAUUUAAUAGCUUAAUUUUUGUAAAAGCCAGCUGUUGUGACCAUUCUGUAUUUACUGCAAGAAUAUGGUAACUGAUGCAUGGAGCCAUUGUAAGGUGGGAAGGCUAUUUCCUCUGAAAAGGGAAAGCAGAGAAAAGGCCAACCCAAACGGAACUGGUUCAGCUAGUGCAGUCUUCUGUCUCUGCUACUGCUCAGUCUAUUUGAUGACCAGAGGGUAAUUUGGAAUUAAACACAUGGUGGAAAAUACCUCAUCGUGACACUGUCACCUUUUUACCCAUGUGCUGAAGCACAGUGGUGUUAAAUGACUGGGUUAAUGGAGUUUUCCUGGGAGGGGGAGUUGUUUGAAUUCUGUCACUAAUUUUUUGUACUCAUUAAGUUUGGUCACUUGCUGCAGUAUAAUGACUUAAAUGUACAAAACCUAAAUCUCAUGUUGUGUUUGCUUUAAUACCCAGACCCUUCUUAGGUAUCUUUUAACAUUCUCUUUUUUGAAGAACCUAUUUUAAAGGGCCCAUUACUUAUAUUCUGUUUCUAUCCAGAGUGUAAUACAAAAGGUUUUAUCAAUGCAGAUGUGCCCUCAUUCCUUAGGGUGGCGGCUAAUCCUUAUUUCUCUUCUCAAUUAUUUUAACAUUUCCACUAGAAGUGGUUUUCCUGGCUAAGUUCCCUUUUGAGGGAUCAGGGUCAUAAACAUGGAAAGACAGCCCUUCUGUUUGGGUUAAAGAGUAUUUGGAAAAGGUCAUUAUUAUACUGUGUCUAUUCAGGCUGUAUCCACUUGCUGAAGAUUGCUGAUGAGACCAAAAAGGCAUCAUCUAAGGACUAAAUUUUGAACCCUACUUCUUGCUACUGUCACAUGUGGGUCUCUCUGAUUAGUGGUGCUCCCAAGCACAACUGAUCACAAGUCUGUGAUGGCACCUCUAAAGAAAAAGUUGCUGUGAUAAGGUUUAGUUAUUAAUGUGGGUGGGGGAUAAAGGUUCUGGAGGUUAUUUAUUCAGUUUUUGUUUCCAGUUUAUUUUGACAGAUAAAUGUCUCAGAUACUUUGAAUUUAAAUCUAUAUGUGUCAUUCAAAUAGGCUUAUAGAUGUAUGAGUUGAAGGUAUGGCUUUUUGUUCUUUGCUAGCAAGUUUACAUACCUUUCUCCCACCUCAUGCCCCAGUUCCUUGCUACUGAUGCCUGUGGAUAUUGUUUUUAAAAAUGCUGUUUUAUCUUCUCAAGUUGUGCUCCUAAAUAAUUUUAGUUUAUCUUCAUGUCUAACGUGUUUAGUCUUCUGCCCUUCCCCCUCUCCAUUGUUGAAUGAAUAAAGACAUGAAAAUGCA